AGCACACUAUAUGAUAUGAAGCAUAUAGUAAUCUCUGCUCCGAUCCAGCUAUUUAGGAUACUACCGAUUCAUUGGAGUCGUUGCAUCUACUCCGGUUUGCCCUUCAAUAUAGAGCUACCAGUCAAGAUGUCCUCAGAGAGCCUGUGCUACUGGCUGCUGCUUCUCGUCGCGCAUUUCUCGCUCUCACCCAGCAGGGCCACCGCCGGCAAGGUGUCAGCGAUCAUUGUGUUCGGGGAUUCGACGGUCGACGCAGGCAACAACAACUUCAUCCCCACCAUCGCCAAGGGAAACUUCCCACCGUAUGGGCGAGACUUCGACGGGGGCGUCGCCACCGGCAGGUUCUCCAAUGGGCGCCUCGCCACGGACUUCUUUUCGGAGGCGUUCGGGUUGCCGUCGUCUGUGCCGGCGUACCUGGACCCCAGCUACUCGAUCGACCAGCUCGCCAUGGGUGUGAGCUUUGCCUCCGCAGGCACCGGGCUGGAUGAUUUAACAGCAAAAAUCGCAUCAGUGAUACCUUUGAGGCAGCAGCUGGAGUACUUCAAGGAGUACAAGGAGAGACUGAAACUCGCAAAGGGGGAGUCCAUGGCCAAAGAGAUCGUCGCGGAGGCUCUCUAUGUCUUCAGCAUCGGCACCAACGACUUCAUCCUGAACUACUUCGUCCUUCCUCUCCGCCCGGCCCAGUACACCGCGCCGGAGUACGUUACCUACCUAAUUGGCCUAGCUGACGCGGCCGUUCGUGACGCCUACGACCUCGGCGCGCGCAAGAUCGAAUUCACCGGCCUUGCGCCGUUCGGCUGCGUACCUUCAGCCAGGACGCUGAACCACGACGAGCCCGGCGAGUGCAACGAGGAGCACAACCAGUUAGCGAUGAGAUUCAACGCCGAGCUGCAGGAGGCCGUGAGGAAGCUCAAUGGUGACCUCGCCGGCGCGCAGGUGGUGUACGCAGAGACGUACAGCGUGGUGUCUACCAUCAUUGCCAACCCGUCGUUCUACGGAUUCGAGAACGUGGCGCAAGGUUGCUGUGGCACAGGACUCAUCGAGACAUCUGUCCUAUGCGGCUUGGAUCGACCGUUGACGUGUCAAGACGCGGAUAAGGUGCAAGAUAUCCCGGUCAGUUUGGGUAACCAGAGUCAACAAGAGCUAACCCUCGCCGACGGCAGCUACGAGCUUCACCCGGCGCCAGAAGAUGAAGCUGUAGCAGAGCCGCCGCUUGCAAGAGUCGAGCUGGUGCACGGCGAAGACCAGUUUGCUUCCAUCCUGCUUGAAGAUGGCUCACCCCGUGUACAUUGCGGUUGGUGUAGAUGGAACCACCCACUCGAGGUGCCUCCAUUACGAGGGUUUUCCGGCCAUACUGUGGGACACCCUGCAUUCCUUUGGGUACCCAUCACCGCCUGUUUACGUGGGACGCGCGUACCAGGACCAUGGGAUUCCUCGGAGCUACGUGCAGGUGAAGGUGCCCCCACCCCCGGACUAGCCAUAGUGGCCACUUUUGGAGGUUGUGGCCAAGGGACACACGUUGCAAGACACGUGGGAGUUUGCAGCUUUGCAAGCACUGACACAAUUUUGCAGGGCACACCCCAUGGAGAUUAUGUUAGACCCGAUUGGGUUGUUUCCCGCCAGAGAUAGGAGAGACCCAAAUUGGUUGGAUCGCAUGGAGCACAUGGACUUGCUAGGUGAUUUGGACCCACAGUGCACGAUCUUCAUUUCAGCUCGCUGCCUGAAUGCGUUCCACCGGAUGGUUGAGAUGCAGAGCAGGGCGAUGACCACGGUGAUUGGGAUGGCCGGGGCCAACCAGGUUGCCCUCACCACUGUGCAGAAUGGCAUGGUGGACUUGUCUCUUGAGUUAGUACAAAAGGAUGUGCAGAUAGCAAAUAUGCAGAACAGGAUUACUAGCUUAGAGGAGGAGGUAGUAGAGAUGGAGCAUGAUAUGGAGAUGCUGGCCAACUAGUUCUAUGAUGUGAAUAUGGAGCUGGCGAACGCCAAUGAGCAACUACAGGAGCACCAUGCUGAGCUCGAGGCUAUCCACGCCUUAGAGAUGCAGCUGGAUGAGGCUAUGGCCUAGGAGGAGGAGCCCGAGGAGAUCGAGGGAUUUUCGAGUAUGGAUUUUAAGGAGCCCGCUCCACAGCCUCGAGUUGGCGACGCUCACUCUCCUGCACUCAGCUUUGCCUCCGUAGGCAACCUGGACGACUUUUAGAUGAAUCGACUUGUUGAAGAGCAGUUUCUUUUGUUGUACUCCUCGGCAACCUAUAUUUUUUAAUAGUGAUGUAAUAGGUUAGCUUGAGUUGAGUAUUCAGGUGUUGAAGAACUGAUUCCAUGUAUGGAAUUGCCAUUGCUACUGACCAGUUGCAGGGUCU
This is a messenger RNA of Setaria italica (foxtail millet), 2354 nucleotides long. RefSeq names its product GDSL esterase/lipase At2g42990. The coding region runs from base 16 to 1626 and encodes 536 amino acids. Gene Ontology annotation, molecular function: hydrolase activity, acting on ester bonds. The record is from RefSeq and is a predicted model, not a curated record. The transcript is spliced from 6 exons. Lineage: Eukaryota; Viridiplantae; Streptophyta; Magnoliopsida; Poales; Poaceae.